This is a messenger RNA of Oikopleura dioica, 1866 nucleotides long. NCBI's taxonomy places the organism in Eukaryota, Metazoa, Chordata, Appendicularia, Copelata, Oikopleuridae. The record is from the annotation of a GenBank genome assembly.
AUGGAAAAAUAUGGCUUCGUAAAACGGAAGGUCAAGGUCGAACGCUUUCUUGACUUCUUACGAGGAACCGACAAAGCAAAAAUUCAACUGUCAGAUAUCGUGGUAGAAGCUUUAAUUUGUUUGGCGAACGAGCUUGUGCUUCUCUUGGUAACAAACGCUCUCAAAAGGAAGUUUUAUUUUACUGUUGAUGAGCAAAUUCUUGACGGAGGCAUUCAACCGCGCAGCAUAAAAGCUGUGCACGCCCUUCUUCGUGAUCCAGCCAUUGGCUACAAGUUGAAUUCCCCCGGGCGGUGGGUACCGAAGCUACUCGACCGGAAAAUGCUUUACAGAGAGCAGAUUCAGACGCUCAAGAACUGGAACUCGCGCUGGGGAAGUUCUGAGCAAGUUUGCGCUAUUUAUUCUCUGGCGCAGUUACUCACCAGAGAUAUCGACAAGAAAUUCGUGAUUACGAUCUUGUCCGAAUUGGCUAACAAUGUCGACGAAGAUACGAGAAGCUUGGAGGGCGCAGCGAAUAACUCACUUUGGUCAGAGCGGCUUCUGCAAGAAGAUGCGCCGAAAAUUGCGUCUGCUCUUAUUGAUCACCUCCCCUUAGUGAAAGGAAAUUCACUUUCGCAACGCUACAUGGAUCUUGUGAGCAAAGUGCUCAAAUUUGCAAUCAAGGAAGAGAAACUGCUUGAAGAGUCUCGUCAGAUUCUCUCCAUCGCCAUUAUUCACCCAAUGUUCAAAAACGACCAACGCGACCUCGAGAAGUUCGCUGCUCUUCUCCAGAGCAAGAUGAUAUUCCGCGAGCAGAGGGAGGAAAAGAUCGAAGUGACGAGCUCGGACGAAUUCUCAGAAGAAGAGUUUCUCUCUGAUAAUUUUAUUAGCUCCAGCGACUCGGAUGACCCAAAUGAGUUCGCUCAUCUCGAUCAUAUCAAUACAUUCCUCGAUCCGGACAGCGGAAUGGAAGACGUACCGAACUGGCUGAAGUCGUUGCGCCUGCAUAAAUACCAAUAUCUUUUUGCGAAGCUGACUUACGAAGAUAUGUUGGCGUUGACAGAAGAUAGACUAGCGGAACAAAAUGUGACAAAAGGCGCGAGGAAGAAAAUUGCUUCUUCAGUUGCCAAGCUCCGGCAGCGCUCAAAUAAGCUCCGAGAAAUCGAAAAAGACAUUCCAACAUAUGGUUCGGCGCUAUCAGCUGGAAAGCUUCGGGAAAGGCUGAAAGAAAUGAAGGAGAUUAUCGAAACCCCACUAAAGCGACCUGUUGCGAAUGAAGAAGAUUUGCCUGGUCAAUUUACAAGUGCCCUUGGAAAACUCUACGCAAACAUCCAUUUCUAUGAAAGCGACGAAGAGAACUUGAAAACAUUCGUUGGAAUCGCAGAAGAUGCAAUGAGAAAAGCUUGUCUGACUGAAGCGCAGCGUGAACAGAUUCGAAAUUGGUACGAAAAGAUUUACGCUAUCUAUCAGCACAUGCCAAAGCGGAAGCCAAAAAUGUCUUCGCUCCAAAAUCGCCGAAUCCCGUCUCGAGGAGGGUCGAAUUCUCGUGGAAAGUCUCGGCAUAUGCGAGGAAUUAGCCAGCCAGCAACGCAAGGACAGAAUCAAUCUCUUCCUUGGACCAACCCAUACAAUAAUUUCAACAACGCCUCUGGCUCCAUGUCACCAAAAAUAUUCCACAAAAGAGCUUCUAGUCUCGAUGUCACCCACAUGGUUCACCAUUCAACAAGUCAUCAGUCUCAAGAGUCCCUAAUCCAACACAGUUCACAGCAGUCACUAACUCGUCCUCAUCCAUCCCUUCAAAGCUCGACAGCGUCUCUUACUGGAGAUUUCAGCAACAGAUAUGAUCCUGAUUCGAACAUUUCCAACUCAUAUCUCUAUCUUCCAAGCUAG